AUGGGCGCGCCGGCGUACGGCGCCGUGCUGCUCCUCGCCCUCGCGCUGGCCACGGCCGCGACCGCCGCCGACACGGCGCCGCGGGAGGAACCCACAUUGCCCUCCACGCCCGCCGCAGCAUCAGCCGACGCUGCCGCCGUCGCCGGGUCCGGCGCGGGGAUCAGCUCCAACUCGGUCCUCGUGGCCCUUCUCGACUCGCACUACACGGAGCUCUCGGAGCUGGUGGAGAAGGCGCUGCUGCUGCAGACGCUGGAGGACGCGGUGGGGCGGCACAACGUCACCAUCUUCGCGCCCCGGAACCAGGCCCUGGAGCAGGACCUCGACGCGGAGUUCAAGCGCUUCCUGCUCGAGCCCCGCAACCUGAAAUCCCUCCAGACCCUCCUCCUCUUCCACGUCCUCCCCGCCCGCCACCCGGCGGGCGCCUUCCCCGCCGCCGCGGGCUCCCACGCCACGCUCUCCGGCGAGGACCUCGAGCUGGCCGCCGGCGCCAACGGCACCCUCCGCGUGGCCCACUCCGCCGUCACGCGCCCGGACGCCGUGCUCCGGCCCGACGGCGUCAUCCACGGCAUCGAGCGCCUCCUCAUCCCCCGCUCCGUGCAGGAGGACUUCAACCGCCGGCGCAGCCUGGCCGCGAUCUCGGCCGUCCUCCCCACGGGAGCCCCCGAGGUGGACCCGCGCACGCACCGCCUGAAGAAGCCCGCGCCACCCGUCCUCCCCGGCGCACCCCCAAUCCUCCCCGUCUGGGACGCCAUGGCGCCCGGCCCCUCCAUCGCGCCGGCCCCCGCGCCCGGGCCCGGCAACGGCAAGUCCCACUUCGACGGCCACAGCCAGGUCAAGGACUUCAUCCAAACCCUCGUCCUCUACGGCGGCUACAACGAGCUCGCCGACAUCCUCGUCAACCUCACCUCGCUCGCCACCGAGAUGGGCCGCCUCGUCUCCGAGGGCUACGUGCUCACCGUGCUGGCCCCCAACGACGAGGCCAUGGCGCGCCUCACCACCGACCAGCUCAGCGAGCCGGGAUCCCCCGAGAACAUCCUCUACUACCACAUGAUCCCCGAGUACCAGACCGAGGAGAGCAUGUACAACGCCGUGCGCCGCUUCGGCAAGGUGCGCUACGACACGCUGCGCCUGCCGCACAAGGUCGUCGCCAGGGAGGCCGACGGCUCCGUCAAGUUUGGACAGGGCGAGGGCUCCGCAUACCUCUUCGACCCGGACAUCUACACCGACGGCAGGAUCUCCGUGCAGGGCAUCGACGCCGUGCUGCUCCCGGAGGACGACACCAAGCCCUCCACGCCCAUCGCCGCCGCACCCGUCAGGAAGGCGCCCGCAGUCACCGGUACCAGCAGGAGCAAAUUCCGGCGAGGCAAGCUGUUGGAGGCAACGUGCACAAUGGCUGGAGUCUUUGGUCAGCGAUCGCGAUUAGCGAGCUGCCAGUAGGAGAAGAAGAAGAUUGAUCUCAUGAUUGAUACCGAAACACGACCUGGAAUGAGCCGACGAUGGGCUGUGCUUUGGACAUGGGGCCGUCCACGAUAUUGUUGUUCUUUUUUGUUUAUUAUUAUAUGAAUAAUCAAUCGGGUGGGGAAUGUAAAACUGGUGGUUGUUGGUGUGUCCGAAAGAAAAAAGAAUUGUUUAUACUUGAAGGCCAAGAAUCUUCUGUGUAUAGGAGUUAAGCUCUUUUCUUGUUCGUUUGCCA
This is a messenger RNA of Lolium rigidum, 1693 nucleotides long. Its product is annotated as fasciclin-like arabinogalactan protein 16. The record is from RefSeq and is a predicted model, not a curated record. The coding region runs from base 1 to 1437 and encodes 478 amino acids. NCBI's taxonomy places the organism in Eukaryota, Viridiplantae, Streptophyta, Magnoliopsida, Poales, Poaceae. The transcript is spliced from 2 exons.